UGUAGUAGAAAGCCAAGAAUAAAAAAAGUUCAUGUCUAGUUUCAGCUGUGCGUUGUCGUGAGAAAAUUCGCAUUUUUGUGUGAUACAACCGAAUAUCGAGUUCAGAGCCCAAUCCAAAGGGUGCAGUAUUUAGUUUUAGUAAUCUGGAUAUUCAUAUCUGGCAAUGGAAGUGGAAAAUGCACCCGCGUCACCAAAGGAUACCCAAAAACCUCGUUCUCCUUCGGCUGCGUCAGAGAAAGGAGUAGAAAAUGGAAAGCAUGAUUCACGGUCACGAUCCGGAAGUCCAGCGGCUCGGUCGCGGUCAGCGUCUCACGAUUCCAAUAAGUCAGGACAGCGGGUAAAUGUGUCGAAUGGCUCGCGAAAGAGUCGAAGCCGCUCACGCAGUCCUAGCGCCGUUUCAAAUAGAUCAAGGAGUGGAAGCGCACAUUCAAAUCGGAGCAAAGGUCGAAGUCGUAGUCGAAGCAGGAGUGGAUCGCCGAAGAGCAGAAGUCAGUCGAAGGCUCGUUCGCGGUCAGGUAGCGCUGUAAGUGGUGCAAGAAGCCCAAGCGGUUCGAGGAGAAGCCGCAGUAGAUCGCCUGGCAAUGCGAGUAACCGGUCGAGAAGUCGCAGUGUUUCGCAUGGCAGCCGAAGGUCACGUAGCGGCUCGAAACGGAGUGGAAGCCGCUCUAGAAGCCGGAGUGCGUCCAGGAAAAGCGAUGCACGGUCGAGAAGUCGUAGCGGAUCACGCAGAAGUCGAAGCGGAUCGCGGAAGAGUGGAAGUAGGUCUAGAUCACGUAGCCGCAGUGGUUCACGGAAAAGUGGAAGUCGAUCCAGGUCCCGGAGUCGUAGCGGCUCACGCAGAAGUAGAAGCGGGUCUAGGCGAAGUGGUUCGGCAAGAUCGCGAAGUGGCUCACGUCGAAGUGGAUCAGCAAGGUCACGAAGUGGUUCGAGGCGGUCAAGGAGCGGAUCCCGCAGGUCUCGUAGUGGCUCUAGGCGAAGUCGUAGUGGGUCGAGGCGCAGUGGAAGUGGAUCGAGAAGUAGGAGUCGAAGCCGUAGCGGAUCGCGUCGAAGCCGUAGUGGAUCGCGUCGAAGUCGAAGCGGAUCGCGUCGAAGCCGUAGUGGGUCUCGAAGAAGUCGCAGCGGAUCGAGAAGAAGUCGAAGUGGUUCGGGCUCUAGAUCACGAUCUCGAUCGAAAUCCGGUGCAAGAUCCCCAUCUAGGUCCCGAUCCCGUAGUGUUUCUAGAUCGCGAUCGCGAAGCAGAUCAGGGUCUCGUUCACGAUCACGGUCUCCACAUAGUAAAUCCAGAUCCCGUUCAAGAAGUCGUUCAGGUAGCCGAUCACCAUCGCCCGGAAGUGCAAAAAAGAAGCGGAAGGUGUUCAGCGAUUCAGAGGAUGAAGAUGGUGCUAUCGCGAAAAAACGUGUUAAAAUUACGGAUACCGAUAACGAGGAAGAAGAAGAAGGAAUCGGAGGUGAAGCUGCUAAUUUACAAGAAGGAGGACAAGAACAAGCCAAAAAUGAACUCUCCGAUGACGAAGGUCCACUCAGAAACAAUCACGAAGCAGACAAUUUCAUAUCUGAUUUCGACGCGAUGUUGCUCAAGAAACGAGAAGAGAAAUCACGUCGACGAAAACGUCGAGAUAUUGAUUUAAUCAAUGAUAACGAUGAUAUAAUUGACCAAUUGAUACAAAAUAUGAAGGCAGCUGCCGAGGAGGACAGAAUAUUGAAUCAGGAAAAUUUACCAGCCACCAAGAAAAUAUCAAUGCUUAAGCAAGUGAUGUCACAAUUGAUCAAGAAGGACUUACAAUUAGCUUUCCUAGAACAUAAUGUUUUGAACGUCUUGACUGAUUGGUUGGCACCGUUGCCAAAUAAGAGUCUACCUUGUAUUCAAAUUAGGGAAAGCAUUUUGAAGCUGUUGUCGGAUUUCCCAACGAUCGAUAAAAGUUACCUCAAACAAUCUGGUAUAGGAAAAGCAGUCAUGUAUCUGUAUAAGCAUCCGCGUGAGACAAAAAAGAACAAGGAACGUGCCGGUCGUUUAAUUUCAGAAUGGGCACGUCCUAUUUUCAAUUUAAGUGCCGAUUAUAAAGCCUUAUCGCGAGAAGAACGUCAACAGCGUGAUUUAGAACAAAUGCCACGGAAGCGGAGAGCAAGUCCCGAGCCGGGAUCCUCAUCAUCAUCAUCAGCAACAAAGAAAGAAUUGACAACAGUUCUCACUACCGAGGAGAAAGCAUUACGACCUGGCGAAAAAGGUUGGAUUGCGCGUGCUCGUGUUCCUAUACCAUCCAAUAAAGAUUAUGUUAUUAGGCCUAAAUCAACGAUUGAUGUGGAUAUGAGUCGGAUUACCAAGAAGAAGCCCAACCGCUACGAGAAACAUUUGAAACGUUUCAUAGACGCAAAACGUUUGAAAGCAUCAAAGCGUGCCGUAGAAAUUUCCAUAGAAGGACGAAAAAUGGCGCUUUAAGCAUGUGUUAGUCUCUAAUUUUAUCUAAUAUUUGUUUUAAAUAUAAUUGAAGAUAGUUUUAAUUCCGAUUUUUGUAUGAUUAAGAAAUCUGUUUGUUUUCAAAUUGAAAAUAAAGGCAAUUCAACUCAUGUAAAAA
This is a messenger RNA of Hermetia illucens (black soldier fly), 2573 nucleotides long. RefSeq names its product IWS1-like protein. The record is from RefSeq and is a predicted model, not a curated record. Gene Ontology annotation, biological process: poly(A)+ mRNA export from nucleus. The transcript has 6 exons. Gene Ontology annotation, cellular component: nucleus. NCBI's taxonomy places the organism in Eukaryota, Metazoa, Arthropoda, Insecta, Diptera, Stratiomyidae. Bases 164 to 2437 code for a protein of 757 amino acids.